AUGACAGUGAUUGACAAUGACUCCAAGUCAAAUCGCAGACAGCAUUCAAACCUUGAGGGCCAAAAAGCAGCCCUUUUUCCCAAAGCAGCACAAACAAGAGAGGGGAUGGUAGAGAAAAAAGCGACUUCAAAACAAGCAUUUAUGAUACGAGGGGAUACAUCAAAGUUGCCACACUUUUUCUCUCCACAAAAUAACUUUGUAGGCAGCAGUCCUGCGUGUACGCUGGCGUACAUGCAUGUGCGUGCUGCUGCAGUAGGAGGGAAUGAUGUAGUCAAAAGGAAAGGAAACCAUGUAUCAUCUCAUGCAUACGAAGAUGGGAGACAAUACAAGUCCCCUCUAUUCCUCAAAGAGGUGUUGGGAUGA
This is a messenger RNA of Blastomyces dermatitidis ER-3, 363 nucleotides long. RefSeq lists its product as uncharacterized. The record is from RefSeq and is a predicted model, not a curated record. NCBI's taxonomy places the organism in Eukaryota, Fungi, Ascomycota, Eurotiomycetes, Onygenales, Ajellomycetaceae. The transcript has a single exon. The coding region runs from base 1 to 363 and encodes 120 amino acids.